GCAUAUCUCCACACUUUUUUGAUGAUUCAACCACGUAUAAAUAUAUUUCGGUUCAAGACCAGAGGAUCCGUCUUGCUCUUUCGCUCAAACAUGUCUGUCCAAUCUCACUCUUCUCAAUUCAAGUCUAACAUCCCCGGCGUGGCCGUCCUUGCACCCGUCACUGGUGCUCAGACUGAAAUCCUUUCGCCCCAAGCUUUGCAGUUCACCGCUACUCUUCAACGUAUCUUCAACCCUACCCGUAAGACCUUGCUCCAGAAGCGUGUCUACCGUCAGCAGGAACUCGACCGUGGUGUGCUUCCCGACUUCUUGCCCGAAACCGCUCACAUCCGUAAUGAUCCCACCUGGCGUGCUGCCGCCCCUGCACCUGGUCUCCAGGACCGUCGUGUCGAGAUCACUGGUCCCGUCGACCGUAAGAUGGUCAUCAACGCCUUGAACUCGGGCUCUUCUACCUUUAUGGCUGAUUUUGAAGAUUCCAGCGCUCCUGUCUGGGAGAACAUGCUCAGCGGUCAGGUCAACCUUCGUGAUGCUGUCCGUGAGGAUAUCAGCUUCACCAACCCCAAUGGUAAGAAGUAUGAACUCCGCAAGGAUGGCAAGGCCGCCACUUUGCUUGUCAGACCCAGAGGUUGGCACAUGGUUGAGAAGCACGUCCUCGUCGAUGGCGAGCCCAUGUCUGCUUCCAUCUUUGAUUUCGCUCUCUACUUUUUCCACAACGCCAAGGAACUUAUCAAGCGUGGCAAGGGUCCUUACUUCUACUUGCCCAAGAUGGAAUCCCACUUGGAAGCUAGACUUUGGAACGAUGUGUUCAAUGUUGCUCAGGAUAUGCUCAACAUUCCCCGUGGUACUAUCCGUGGUACUGUGUUGAUUGAAACCAUUCUUGCCGCUUAUGAAAUGGAAGAAAUCAUUUACGAAUUGCGCGACCACUCUUCGGGUCUCAACUGUGGUCGUUGGGAUUACAUCUUCAGCUUCAUCAAGAAGUUCCGUCAACAUCCUCAGUUCGUGCUUCCCGAUCGUUCGGCCGUCACCAUGACUGUUCCUUUCAUGGAUGCCUAUGUCCGUCUGUUGAUCCAGACCUGCCACAAGCGUGGUGUUCACGCUAUGGGUGGUAUGGCCGCUCAGAUUCCUAUUAAGAACGACCCCAAGGCCAACGAAGCCGCCAUGGCCAAGGUCCGUGCCGAUAAGCUCCGUGAAGUCACAGCCGGUCACGACGGUACCUGGGUUGCCCAUCCCGAUCUUGUCAAGAUUGCUCUCGAAAUCUUCAACGAACACAUGCCUCAGCCUAACCAGAUCCAUGUCCGUCGUGACGAUGUUGUGGUCAAGAACACCGAUCUUUUGGAUAUCAACUUCAAGGGCUCGAUUACUGAAAAGGGUAUCCGCGACAACAUUCAGAUCGGUCUUGCCUAUAUGGAAUCAUGGUUACGCGGUGUCGGUUGUGUUCCCAUCCACUUCUUGAUGGAGGAUGCUGCUACGGCCGAAAUUUCCCGCUCCCAAUUGUGGCAGUGGGCUCGUCACCAGGCUACCACCGCCGAAGGUAUCAAGAUCACUCCUAAGUACUUGUUGCAAGUGCUCGAUGAAGAAACCGAUAAGAUCCGCCAACAGCUCGGCAGCAAGUACGGUAACUCCAAGUACGAAGCCGCCAAGAAGGCUUUCGCCACUCAAGUCACGGGUGAAAGAUACGAUGAUUUCUUGACCACCUUGUUGUACGAUGAAAUCGUCUCUGUCCAAUCCAAGGCUCGCUUGUAAAAAAUGUUAUAUGUUUCUUGUUUUAAAAAUUUUCACUCAUCCCUAUUGGUAAAAAUGCUAUAUCCGUCAAACCUACCAUCAUCUCUCUAUGUUUGCUGCUGGUCAUGUCAGCUUUCAUGUAAUUAAAAAGAAAAGAAAAAGUCUUAUAUGAUUUGUUACAAUAAACCUCUUUACUAUACUUGCUCUAUUUAAAAAAAGC
Radiomyces spectabilis is the source of this 1939-nucleotide messenger RNA. RefSeq names its product malate synthase A. Gene Ontology annotation, molecular function: malate synthase activity. The record is from RefSeq and is a predicted model, not a curated record. Bases 22 to 1740 code for a protein of 572 amino acids. NCBI's taxonomy places the organism in Eukaryota, Fungi, Mucoromycota, Mucoromycetes, Mucorales, Radiomycetaceae. Gene Ontology annotation, cellular component: peroxisomal matrix; cytoplasm. Gene Ontology annotation, biological process: glyoxylate cycle. The transcript is spliced from 4 exons.